AUGCCGGCCCUAGGAGGAGGUUCGUUAAUCGUCUUGACGGCACUUGGUCCCGUCCUUCUGAAGACAUCCGUACCUGCCGGAGGAGCCGCAGCGGUGGGUUCACUGGGCGUGGCUCCAGCUGCACUUGGUGCCGCCGCUGCAGGGACAGCGGUGGCAGGAGGAGGGAAGGCAGCCGGCGUGGCUCUGAUUUCCAAGGGCGCCGCAGCAGCACUAAAAGGGUCCGGCGGCUUUCUUUCGAAAGCUACAGGAACAGUGGUUUCUGUCCCGCGGUCAAGCUUCGCUGCAACGACGGGAGAAGCAGCGCACGUGGCAACUCAUAGUGCCCAGAUUACCCUUGUAGCAGCAAAAACGACGGGAGGCACGGGGGCGGCAGGCGUAGCAGGAGGUGUGGCAGCAGGCACUGCUUCCCCUCCCGGUGCGUCAUGGCAUCCGCCGCCUGCUGUGGUGGGGCCUCACCACCCUGCGGGAGCGAUCAGCAGCGGCGCUUCAUCUGCUCCACACAGCCAUCCACACAUCGGUCCGCGUGGGACCAGCAGCCAUGCACGGCUACACCCUCCACACGCGCAUGGGUCUGCGCCAGCCAACGAAGGACAUCUGCAAGGCAGCAGGGGGUAUGUCGGCGAUGGGCGGUCUGUAAACAGCUCCCCUUACGGAGCCCACGGACACGGGGCACCCGCUGUCCCGGCGAGUGGCCCAGGAACCGCAGGUGAUGGGACUGCGUCUACAUCUCCUGGAACAGGAGAGGCCGUGGGGCUCGACCAGUCAGGAGGCGGAGAUGUCGCGCCACCAGCUGGAAGCAGGGAGGUGGCAAUGAUCACUACCAUUGCGGGGCUUUCUCUCCUUCGUUGGGCCGCAGGGCAACUGUGCUGUGGAGGCCGCCCAAAGGCAAGGGAGGCGGCGGGGACUACAAAGGCAGGAAUUAGAAAGUGGAUGACAAAGCGCGUUUCGCGGUGGAGCCGUGACGAAGAGGUUGUGGUACCUCUCAAAAACGAGGACCGCCUGGCGCGUCGCCCGUGUGACAGUGAGAACGGCAGGAGGGUAGGCGCAGUGUCCGGCGCAGGAUACACCGGGUAUACUGAGAUUACGGCAGCAACUGGUGACAAGUCCUCAGCGAUAGUGCUCACUCGCGCUGGGAGCGACGGGGGGAAAGAAUCCGUUGACGGAAUUAAUUCGCAUGCAGAGAGUGAAACAACCACGUCAGCGAGUGGUGAAGACGACAGCGAGAAAGAUCCUCAAAACAGUCUUCACGAAGAUGCGAUGCCUGAGCAGCAAGUCCCAGUCCAGACUCAGGAAGACCCUACCAGUUUUCAGACCUUCGUUUACAUUCGAAGAAGGCGCGGUGGACGGAUGGCCAAUUUUUUGUAG
This is a messenger RNA of Besnoitia besnoiti, 1365 nucleotides long. RefSeq lists its product as uncharacterized. Lineage: Eukaryota; Apicomplexa; Conoidasida; Eucoccidiorida; Sarcocystidae. The transcript has a single exon. The record is from RefSeq and is a predicted model, not a curated record. Bases 1 to 1365 code for a protein of 454 amino acids.